Molecule: messenger RNA, 2243 nt
Organism: Gossypium arboreum
Lineage: Eukaryota; Viridiplantae; Streptophyta; Magnoliopsida; Malvales; Malvaceae
Product: UDP-glucuronate:xylan alpha-glucuronosyltransferase 1-like
Exons: 5
Coding region: 226-2148 (640 amino acids)
Biological process (GO): xylan biosynthetic process
Molecular function (GO): glycosyltransferase activity
Source: RefSeq, a predicted model, not a curated record
ACACAUAUGAAAUUCAAAAGAAAAGUUGGUAAGAAAUCAAAAAUGAAAUGAGUGGUUAACAUUGGAGUAAAUAAUAGAACAUUUUAAAUCGACGUGACUCGUAGUGUUAUAUUGCCUCCAUUGCUUUGUUUGCUGGUUUCCAAGGCUAUAUCAUUUCCCCCUCCAUUGCCUAAUAUCAUCGGAUUUAUGUUGCAUGCAUGAGUGUGCUGCUAACAACUUAGAAAAAUGAGAGGAAACUCGCCGGGUUCUGUCGACACUAGACAUCGGUUAUCUGCAUCAAUUGAGGCCAUAUACAAAAGGCGGUUAAAUAGGAAUAAAGUGAAAGGUACUGGGAAGCCUUUCCACAUCUCAGUCCAAGAUCGAAACUCAUGCUGCAAAUACCCUCUUCUCAAACUUGUGUUGAUUGCCAUUGUUUGUGGCACUUUUGUAUCGCUUUUGUACUCUCCAGAGGCCUAUACAAGUGACCAUUUAUCGGCUGUGAAAUCCCGCCGAGAUUUUAUGAAGAGGUGGAUAUGGGGAGGAGCAGAUUCUCGAUAUGUAUCGGAUAUUGAUAUCGACUGGGAUGAUGUUAUGAAGGUUGUCGAGAUGAUGGGUGAACAGCAUGACUACCAGGGAAUCGGACUUUUGAAUUUCAAUACUACUGAAGUUACUCAUUGGAAGCACCUGAUACCUGAUGCAACACACAUUGUCCUGCAUUUGGACUAUGCUGACAUGAACGUAACUUGGGAUUCGUUAUAUCCGGAAUGGAUCGAUGAGGAGCAAGAAGAAAAGGUCCCUGUUUGUCCCUCUCUACCGAAGAUCGAAGUCCCUGGAAUACGUCUUGAUCUGGUUGCUGUCAAGCUGCCUUGUAGAAAUGAGGGGAAUUGGUCAAGGGAUGUUGCUAGGUUGCAUUUGCAGCUUGCAGCUGCUAGUCUUGCAACCUCGGCCAAGGGCUUUUAUCCGAUGCAUGUGCUUUUCAUUUCAAGGUGCUUUCCGAUUCCGAACAUGUUCACUUGCAAAGAACUCGUAGCACGCGAAAACAAUGUCUGGUUAUACAAACCAGACUUGAAUGUGUUGAGAGAAAAGCUCCAGUUCCCUCCAGGAUCUUGUGAACUUGCCCUUCCUUUUGAGGUCAAAGAGCCUAUAUAUUCAGGGAAUGCAUCUCGACAAGCUUAUGCAACGAUUCUUCAUUCGGCUCAUGUCUACGUAUGUGGAGCUAUAGCUGUUGCUCGAAGCAUUCGCUUGUCUGGCUCAACCCGUGACCUUGUGAUACUUGUGGAUGAGAUGAUCACUGCGUACCACAAGAGUGGACUUGAGGCAGCAGGAUGGAAAGUUAGGACAAUUCAAAGAAUCAGGAAUCCGAAAGCCGAAAAAGAUGCAUACAACGAAUGGAACUACAGCAAGUUCCGGUUAUGGCAACUGACCGAUUAUGACAAGAUCAUAUUCAUCGAUGCAGAUCUACUUAUACUGCGCAACAUUGAUUUCUUAUUCGCAAUGCCAGAGAUAUCAGCCACGGGAAAUAACGGCACACUGUUUAACUCGGGUGUCAUGGUCAUCGAGCCUUCAAAUUGCACCUUCCAGCUUUUGAUGGAACAUAUCGAUGUGUUCGAAUCAUACAACGGUGGGGAUCAGGGAUACUUAAACGAGAUUUUCACAUGGUGGCACCGGAUUCCACGGCACAUGAACUUCCUGAAGCAUUUCUGGAUAGGUGAUGAGGAAGAAGUGAAGCAAAAGAAGACUCGGCUAUUCGGAUCGGACCCGCCUAUACUUUACGUACUUCACUAUCUAGGUAUAAAGCCAUGGUUAUGCUUCAAGGACUAUGACUGCAACUGGAAUGUGGAUAUAAUGGUGGAGUUUGCCAGCGAUGUGGCGCAUGAAAGGUGGUGGAAAGUGCAUGACGCAAUGCCAGAAGAACUGCAAGAAUUCUGCAUGUUAAGGUCGAGGCAAAAGGCGCAACUGGAGUUCGAUAGAAGGCAAGCAGAGAAAGCAAAAUUCAGGGAUGGGCAUUGGAGAAUCAAAAUUGAAGAUAAGCGGUUAGAGAAGUGUAUCGACAACAGAUGUAAAUGGAAGGGUAUGUUGAAACAAUGGGGUAAAGGUAAUUGGACUAAUGAUGAAGCUUUUGUUCCAACACCUCCUGCAAUCAAUACCAAAUUUCUCUCUGGAUUCUGAGUUUCUUUGUUUGUUUCAGUUUUUCCAUUUUUUCAUUCAAAACUUCAAAGUUUUUUCUUGUAGAAGAUAAUAUAAGCUUCAAUUUUUUCCCAGAA